AUGACCCCGCUGCACCGGGCGGUGACGGCCGGCGCCAGCAGGGUCUUCGAGUUCCUCCUCGACCAGAAGGUCGACCCGUCCGCCAGGGAGGCCCAGGGCCGCAACGUCCUCGACUUGGCCAAGGACCAGUCGGACGCCUCGGCGAGGAGGGCCCUCCUGCAGCUCCUGGAGCACCCCGGCCAGGCGGACGGGCGGGGCGACGCGGAGCAGGCUAUGGGCUCGGAGCUGCGCCGGAGGCCCAAGAAGGACCCGGCGGCCGACCUGAAGGUGAAGUUCGCGCACAACGCGGCCGCCACCUUCUGGUUCGUCAGCGUGUCCCUCGCCUCCUUCCAGUACCUCACAGACAUCCGGGACGCGAGCUGGAGCGCGGCGCCGUACGUGGUGCGGGGCCCAGCUGCGGGCCCCGCCCGACAGAGGGUGGGCGCCGCGUCGGCCGCGCGCGUCUCGCUCGGGCCCGUCCGCCCCAGUGGCGGCGGGGAGGCGGAGGAGACGGCGCCUCCCGAGGGGCACACUCCCGGCAUGGGCGGCGCCAACGGCUCCGGCAGCGCCGCGAGAGCAGUCGGGGAGGCGGACGCCGCCGCCGGCCAGGCCGCAGAGCCAGCGCCCCUGGUGCUGAGCGGCUCUGGCGCGAGGCCAGGCGAGCACGAGAGCGCCACGGCCAGGAAGUACAGGCCGCUCCAGAAGCACCCAGCGCUCUUCGACACUGAGUCGGGGUGGCAGGAGGACUGGUUCGACGCCGACUUCCUGGCCGCGAUGCGGGCGGACACCGACGAGGCGUGGUCGAGCGCGGUAGAGGAGCACCUCCCCGGCGCGCUCUUCUCCUGCAGGAUGUUCUCAAAGAAAUUCUGCGACAUGCUCAUAGAGGAAGUCGACAACUUCGCUGCGACCGGGCUGCCAGCCAGACGGCCCAACAGCAUGAACAAUUACGGCAUAAUCCUUAACGAAAUCGGGUGGAAGCCCAUGGUAAAUGUGCUGCAGGAUAACAUCCUUGCGCGCAUCGCCGCGAGAUACUGGCCGCACAUAGCCCCGUUCGACGGGCACCACACCUUCAUUGUCCGGUACAAGGAGAAUGAGGACCGCGGCCUCGACAUGCACACGGACGACAGCGACGUCACGUUCAACCUCUGCCUCGGCAGGGAGUUCAGCGGCGCGGGGCUCAGUUUCUGCGGCGUCAUGGGCCAGCCGGACCACCGCAGGCACAGCUUCACGUACAAGCACAACAUUGGGCGGUGUUGCUGGCACCUGGGGAGGCAGAGGCACGGAGCCGACGACAUCACCGCCGGCGAGCGCCUUAAUCUGAUCGUCUGGAACCACACUCCACGUACCGCAAGACCUCGGAAUACAAGUCUGCUCCCUACAAGAAGGAGAAGGGGCCUCCCGACCAGGUGUGCCUGA
This is a messenger RNA of Prorocentrum cordatum, 1395 nucleotides long. The record is from the annotation of a GenBank genome assembly. NCBI's taxonomy places the organism in Eukaryota, Dinophyceae, Prorocentrales, Prorocentraceae.